GUUACAGGGUUGCUUGCGAGCUUGCUUGUGCCUAUGCGCUCCUGCCGCAUGCAUGGCUGGCCCUCGUGCUGUCCGUGCAAGACCACCGCGGGUGUCUGCUACCACUGAUGUUCGAACCGGCGUGCGUAGGCGCCAUAGAACCUUGGUGCCGCAGCCGCUGCGGCCGGUGCUUGUUGGGUUUGUCUCUGCAGGCCUUCCAAAAAGGAAAUGGGACGGUUUCUUCCCGGUUGUUAGUCCAGAGGUUGCUACUAGAAACCGGAAAAGGCGCAAGAUUAUACAUGAUAGGCUACGUGGUCGUAUACCAGAUGCUCCCUUUACUUCUCCCCUAGAACCUUCGUGGGUUGGCUUUACGUUGGAAGAGGCUGAUAUCUUAAAAGGUAAAAGAAGUCUUCAGUAGUUUGUGUUGCCCCUCUUACUUGUUAUUGUGUUUUCGUGUGCUUGUCUCUAAACACAGUCAAAUGUGUAGCUAGCUACAGAGAUAGGUCUUUUUAUGGAGGACCAGACUAUCUGUGUGGUCGAUGUAAGGCGAGCUUCUGGUACCAGGAAAGGGUGAAGUCCGCAUCUGCAAUCACCGAGAGGCGUGUUGUCUAUAACAACUGCUGCAAGGGUGGGAAAGUCUUUAUUCCACCUGCCAGGAAGCCGCCUGAGUUCCUUCAGGCUCUUCUUGAUUUCGAUGGCCCUGCGCGUAGCAAAGCAUUUAUUGAAAAAAUACGGCAAUACAACUGUUUGUUUGCUUUUACCUCCAUGGGAGCAACCAUUGAUCGUUCCGUAAGCAGUGGUGGGGGUCCAAAUGUUUUUAAAAUAUGUGGUAACAUCUGUCAUCGGAUUGGAUCGCUUUUGCCUGAGGAAGGUAAAACUCCUAAAUAUGCUGAGCUAUACAUAUAUCAUGGAGGGGAUGAGGCCGAUAACAGAAUCCAGGCAUUAAAUAAGGAUGAUAAACUUGAUGGCGGUUUAGAUAAGGGCAUUGUUAAGGGUCUUGAGGCCAUGCUUGAUACUCAUAAUUCGCUUGUAAAAAAAUUCCGCAUGGCUAAGCAGGUCCUAGCAGAAAAUAAGUUUGCUAAUGUUUCUGUUCGUAUUGUUGCUCCUGGAGAGCUAGAUGGGCCCCAGUUUAGUCUUCCUUCUACGGAUGGCCUUGCAUGCUUAGUGUUUGGUGAGAUAACGCCGGAGGCUCCUAAGCGUGAUAUCAUUAUCCGUGGUAGAGGUUCUGGUUUGCAGCGAAUUUCUUCUUUGCAUCCUGCUUAUAUGUCUUUGCAGUAUCCUCUG
Messenger RNA from Lolium perenne, 1263 nucleotides. NCBI's taxonomy places the organism in Eukaryota, Viridiplantae, Streptophyta, Magnoliopsida, Poales, Poaceae. The record is from RefSeq and is a predicted model, not a curated record.